Heterostelium album PN500 is the source of this 927-nucleotide messenger RNA. RefSeq lists its product as uncharacterized. The record is from RefSeq and is a predicted model, not a curated record. Lineage: Eukaryota; Evosea; Eumycetozoa; Acytosteliales; Acytosteliaceae. The coding region runs from base 1 to 927 and encodes 308 amino acids. The transcript has 4 exons.
AUGGAUGGAAAAUAUUCUAGUACAGAAAGUGGUUAUAGUAAUAGUAGUAUGAAUGGAUAUUCAUUGGAAGGGACGAAUACGGAUCGGCACCAUCAUCCUGCAUUCACAGAGCAUCAGAGAUUGAUAUUACAUUUUGUAUUGUUGGCAGGUUCAAUUCUGACGCUACUCGGUACUGGAUCGGUUCUUCUAGCAUAUUUAGUUCAGUAUUUCAAAAAACCACAAUUCAAAGAGGAAGGUGCCAAAAUGAUCUGUCUGAUAACACUGCCCGGUUUUCUAGGUGCUUUCUUUUGGUUUCCAUGGCAACCGAAAACCAAUGAAUCUUUUUGUCUGAUACAAGCCACAGGAAUUCAAUUUUUUGAACUAUCUUCAUUGGUUUGGUCAUCUUGUAUAGUUAUUGUUUUUUUAAAAAACGUUGUAUUUCCAUAUUUUCAGUUGGGGUAUUCCUCUGGCGUCGGUGCUUCCAUGUCUGAUGUUGCAUUUUGUCUACGUGGUGUUGCGUGUGCAACUCAAGGAUCGCGAGGGCUACGAUGUCAUCACCAAGCGUUUCUUUGGCUUCAUUUUCGCGUCGCUCGUCUGUCAGGCACCGUCGCUUGGCAAUCGUAUUCAAAACUACUUGGAUCCUACGAACCCAAUCUUCACGCUCUACCUUGUGCAAACGAUAUUCCAACCGAUUCAAGGAUUCAUCAAUGCACUGAUCUACGGGCUGAUCGACGAGGAAAGAAGACCGGUGUCAACAUCCGAUCAUCGUCGUCAAACGCCAACGAGAAACAAGAUGAAAAUUCACAUUUAAUCAUCGACUAUGGCGAAGGUAGUCAGCGUUAUCAAAUCGAAUACAGUAUCAACAAAGACGAUUCCAUCACCGACAGUAACUACUAUCAAUCGAUAAUGAGUCUGGCAAGAGAUAGAAGUGAUAGUUUCGAUCGUUAA